Messenger RNA from Heterotrigona itama, 6138 nucleotides. The record is from the annotation of a GenBank genome assembly. Lineage: Eukaryota; Metazoa; Arthropoda; Insecta; Hymenoptera; Apidae.
AUGAAACGUAAGAAACGAGAUUUAGACAAUAAAAGUACUAUUUCAACAUUUAUUUUCAUUCUACGGCUAUUUCAUAAAAAAUUUUCGAGGCUACAUAUUUAGAACUUGGUAUUUCUAAGAUUAAAGAUUAUGGACAUGAAAUCAAUAACGAAAACAAAUCAAGAACAGAACACUGCCCGUUUUCUGCAAGGUACAAAGUAAAUGUUAUUUUAUCAAAUACGACUGAUACGAUUAUAAAUAAAAUGAAUAAAACCUUUUCUAUAUUCGUCUCCUGGAUUCCUCUUCGACAUUUUUCUGAUUUUCUUUGGACGCAAUGCAAAAGCGAACGAACUGGAGCAAUUUAACGCCAGUUACUGCAGUUUACUUCACACUAGUGAUUUCUAGCCUGCCGUAAAUAGGGAUAUUUAAGGAAACAUAAGAGCGACUAGUAAUUUUUGUUCUUUGCAGAAGGAGAAACAUAAAAUUAAAUAUAAUUUUUAUCAUUGAAAUUAUCUGAAGAAUAUCCUUUUCAUUUGUUUAAAUUCUAUUACCAAGUUUUUCUUUCAUUGAUAAUUUCAUUUACCGCUUUGCUCUGUAUUCUUAAAUGCGCAACAAUAAGUAAGUGUGUACAUAUAACUAAGCAUCUUGAUUUUUCUUAAUAUUUAUUAAUCUCUUACAUAUAUUUCCAUAGGUGACAUGAUAAAUUGUUAUAUUUUUUACAUUUAUUUUCUUCCGUCUAUUCUUAUUUAAACAGAAAUACAUUGUCAAAUUUAUUAAUUUCAAUAAAAUGAGAUCAAUUGAAAUCAUUGAUAAAAAAAAAAGAGGCAAAUGAAGUACAUAAAGCGAUCGUAAUCUUACUUGCAGAUACAAAACUGCGAGUACGACAUUAGUUAUCGAAAAACCACGAAAGUGAAUCCAUUUCUUUAAAAUCGAAAUACCGAUAACGGAUCUAACAUAUAUUUAUGAUUUUUGAAAAUAGAAUCAAGCUAAAUCAUUAACAGAAUCGCAAGUACACUAAAAAUCAUUUUCGUAUUCUUUCAGUUAAAUUUUUAUUUACUCGUUUAAUCAAAGGAUUAAUAAACAGUUAACACAUUAAAAUAAUAAAAAAUUUGCAUUGUUAGUUUUACAAUUUUAAAUCAACCUUUCAUUCAAAGAUGUUAUUAAACGGAAUCGGAUUCUUACUGGUAAGAUUAACUACUAAAUUCUUUUAUCGUAAGAAAUAUUCUUUUCUUUGAUAUAUAUUAUUAAUUUAAAUAUUCUAUUAUAAUUUUAUUAUAUUUUUAUAUUAUUUUAUAUUAUUAUAUAUUAUAUAUUAUAUUUAUAUAUAAUAUAUAUUAUUAUAUAUUAUAUUAUAUAUUAUAUAUUAUUUUAUAUUAUUAUAUUUUUAUUACAUUUUACAUUAAUUUGAAUAUUCUAUUUCAAUUUGAAUAAUUCUAUUAUAACGUACAAAUAUAAAUUAUUAGCUUGAUCUUCUGUUAAAAUCAUUACAAAUCAUUAGAUAUUAAAACUAUAACAUAAAUAAAGAUUUUUAAUCAAUAAAAUUCACAGAUAAGAUUAGACGUGGACGUUUAUCAUUUCGAUUUAUUUUCAAAUCUUACGAAGCGCUACAAUAUCUUCAAUGAUUUCCUUAUCAGUGAUGGAAUUCUGAAAACAAUUCAAAUGAUUCAAUGUUUGGACCACCUCCGAUUUGCAAGCAUCAAACUUACUGCGAAAACGCAUCAAAUUAUCCAAGUAACAUAGUGUCAAGAGAAUUAAAGAAAAAUCCUCAUCUUCGAGGGUAUUCAUCUAUGGAUGAGGCAGAAAUUAUAGUUCCUAAAUCAGGUCUGACACGCGAUUCGAAAUGGAUGUAUAUUCUAAACGAUAAUAAGAAUUUGAAUCAAAGUGUACGCAUCGAGCAAUGCUUAAAUUUAAUUCACAAUAGAGAACGAGAUCAAUCAUGCAGGAUUAUCAGUGGGUUGGCUCAUGGAUACUAUACACAGUGCAAACAGAAAUACACAUAUCGUCAACUUUGGGCAAUAAAUAAUGAGGGUGCGAUAGUUCAGGAUUCAUUUCUAUUUCCAACAAGUUGUUGUUGUCAUGUCAAAUUCCGCGCUGACAAAUUUUUACAAUCAUUUGAAACUAAGAGAUUUAAAUAAUAGGGAAAAGAGUUGAAAUAUUAUGCAUAUAUUGCUGUAGGUACUUUUAAUAUUAUAAAAUAUAAUUAAUUAAUUAAAAAAUACAAUGUAAUUUAGUAAACUAAAUGUAUGUAUAAUGCAAUUGAAAAAUACAAAUGCAAAUACUUUAUCAGUUGUACGUGAGAUACAAAAUAUUAUCUACAUAGGUGAAAAUAUUUAGGUUUCUAUGUUAACAGAUGCAACUAUUUUUUGAUUUAUUCUGCUUUCUAUAUAUUAACAUAUGGUAUGUAUUAUAAUUUUGGAAUCUGGAACUUUUAUUUUUGUCAUCAACAAAAACAUUGUUCUAAAGCUCACGUUUCAUGUGUCUUUUUAUUCUAUUUUUCUAUUUUAUUACUAUUCCAUUUUAUUCUAUUUCAUAUAACGAUUUUUCUGAUUUCAGGAAACCUCGUGUUUUAGAAACCUGUAUAUACAUAAAUAUAACAUAGAAAUAAUUAUUAUAGCAUUAUUCGUGAAAUUAAAGAAAAGAAAAUUAUAAUAAGUUAUGAUCGACCGAUACAAUCAUCCUGUCACAAAUUAGAUGACUUUCGUGCUUCGACUACGUAAGAAUGUAAGAAUCAUAUUCAUAUGUGUAACCGGAUACAAAUAAUGGUAGAAUUCCGCCGAUUUACUUGCUUUCUAUUCGGUGUAUUCAGUUCGGAGUUCAACUUGAUAUAGAUGUACUAGACUAGAAAUACUUUUCAUACUGUAUUAUACUAAUAGAUCUUUUCCCACAGAUGUUAUCACAUUAAUUGAAAAUUAAUUUGUUUUAAUUUUAUUAUUUUAAUUUCUAGAUACUUUGUAGGUCUAAUUGUAAAAUAAUUCGAAUAUCCAUUAUCCAUUAUCUAUUGUUUUAACAAAACAACGAGUUUCCAGUCGAACACAUAUCAACGUAAGCCUAACGAGGUCUCAGUUGUGUCAUUACUCGGGUGGUCAAUUACAUUGUUCACGUACAAUGAAUAAAGAAACGAGAAAAAUAUGAAAACCAUUGAGUCGUCCGAUGAAAAUCGUGCAAAACCAACUAUUUAUUAUUCCAAGGGAUGUACCUGCGUUUCACUGAAAUCGCUUUCAUUAGCUUCGACUGAGGAACAUGAAUAAGAAAAGGAACGUAUAUGUUCGCUUCUUUCUCUUCUUUAAGCUUUUCUGUUACGCUUGUGGAAUCGUAUUUUAACACAGCAUACAGCUAUAAAUUUUCGUCGCAUCGCGAGCACCACCAUUGUCUGGGUAUAGCGGAAGAAAGUAAGUUAUCAUGAUUGGCAAAUUUCCAAAGUGCACGUCAAACUGAAAGAAGACAUGAUGAGACACAAACGUGAAGAAUAAGUUUUAAAUAGAAUGAUACACAAAACAAUUAAUAAUUCAUUCUAUAAUUCAAUAUAUUUCUAUUUUCAUACAUCCUGUAGAAUAGUUAAUAAUUAACAAUAUCUAUAAAACAGUUUUAAAUGAAAUUAAACAGUGCUUUAGUUUUCCAAAGGCAACUGUUUAGAAUAUAUCUGAAAAUUGUUUAAUAAUGUAUUCCAGUAUCAUCGAUCCAUCGAUGAGAAAAAAAUGGAAUGACAAUCUGAAUACAGAUCUCAAUGAGCCUGAUUUUUUACAUACAUAAAGGACAAAAGGAUCUCUAUCAAAUUUUAAGGAAAAAGUGUUCACGAGGUGGACAACAUUCUCUCGUAAAAGUUAAAAAGGUGGGAGUCGGUAUAAAGAGAAGAAAUACUCGAUGGCGAUGGCCAGUGAGUUCAGUGAGAGUGCCGUGAUCCUUUUACCGAUCUACCGUGAAAGUCAACGAUGAAGUUGUUGUCACUGCUCGCACUCGGCUGCACGAUCGUCGCGGUUCUGCCGCAGAGCACAGACUCGAGCGAGCAAGCGUUACAAGCACGUGCAUUGGCGCAACUCGAGCGACUAGCUCCUUAUCGAAGAACGCCGACAGACCGGGGAACAAUCGACGAACAGUGGCAGUUGCUCGAAAAUGUGGCCAAGGAUCCCGGGAUUAACAAACUCAGCGACCGGCAAAUCUUCGAGAUCUAUCGACUCCUCCCGGAGAAUCUGCAGAGAGACAUCAUAGAUCAAGUCGGGGGUAAUCGAGCGAUGAUCGAGUUGCUGGCGAACCAGAAGUACAUCGCGUCCAUGCAGGACAGGAUAAAACGAUCAGGAUCGAAGCGCGAAGUGUACAAUCACGAUGGAUACGAGUCGCCGCCGGACGGAUAUCCGCCGGCAGAGUAUCCGCCCGAAUCGUACGGAGAAUACGAAGGACACCCACAGCCGUCUGGAUCCGAUUCCGGAGCGAUUCUCAAAGGAUCCGGCAGUUUGAUCGGUGGCUUGACCAAAGGGAUAAUCAACGGGCUGGUGAGCGCAUCCGGCAGCGCUUCGAAAGGAUCCUCGUCGGUCUCGGCGGAGAGUUCCCAGAUGAGUGCCGAGUCGAGUGCCCAGUCGAGUGCCCAGACAAGUUCAUCAAGCUCGAACUCGGGCCACGAUAAACCAAAGCCGGAAUAUGGACAAGUUUACUCGUACAGCGAUAAGGCGUUCGACGUGUGGGACUUCAAAAAGGCAAUCAUUAGCACGUUAAUGCAAGCGGUAAAAGCCAUAACUGGCGGUGUGAUUGCUUUGAAAGGUCAGCUACUGAAAGGAGGCGCUUACCUUAUCGCGUCGAAGACCAAACUUAUUACUAAAACCGGGGAUGCUAUCACAGCAUUGGGUACUAAUAUCGUCAAGAAUGCCGCGCACCCUUACGCGCAGCCGCCACAUCCUGCAUACUUGUACGACCAUCCGCCGGAAGUUGUCGAUGACCAAGCGGGCCUUCUGAUCGUGAAGCCAACGAAACCAGACAAUCACGAUCACCACAACGUGGACUUGGACAUCCGGAAACCUGCCGUUACGCACACGGAAGACAAUUACUACGGUCCACCGCCGGAACUGGCCGACAAAGACGUGGAAAACACGGUGACAGGAGACACGCACAGCUAUCAAAAUUCUAAUCAAGACGAUUACAACGUGAAACCGAAUCAUCAAUUGCCAUCCAGCUACGACGUUUCGAUUCAACAACAUUCGUCGAACGAUCACAUUAAAGAACAACACGACUAUCCAAUUUAUCCGCCUCUUGCUACCGGUUCAUCGUUCAACAAUCAUCACAGUCCACUGUCUGUUCAACAGAGCGUCGAGUAUCCACCGAUACACAUUCAAUACUCUCUUCCAGAUAAAGGGAACUCGGCGUUCAACGGAGAUGCGAACAACAACGAUCUGUCCGUGUACUCGAGCGUAUCGAUCGACACUGAUCCUAAGAUCGAAUCAAUUAAAAUAUCCGCGGAGUUGCCCAAAUUGCAACCGUACACGGCCUUCCAGAAUUUGCCGCUGCUGCCGUAUUCUUAUCAGCUGCAAGGACCUUUGAAGAUACCGCUGCUGACUUCGUACUCGUCGCCGUAUUGGCAAAAUCAGGGGAUGUACCAGCCGUACGCCAAUUUCAAUUUUCACGGCUUGUACCGAAGGAGAAACAGCUCGCAGAGAAAGAGAUCCGUCAGUGAGAUUGCGCAACGUAUGAGACUGCAACAAGGCUAAAUCUGAAGAGUUAGUUACCAGUUGAGGUAGGUAAUUGAAAUCACGUUCAAUGUCAUCGAACAUUCUACAGAUUUUUUAUUAAUCAUAUCCUAAAGGUCUAAAGUUAUCCAAGCCAAAGGAUUCGUCGAAAUUAUUGAUUUCUAGACUGUAGAAUACAUCUGACACGCGACAAAAAUUCGCAUAAGUAAUAAUUGUUCGUAUCUUGCAUCAUCCAUACUAUUUUGUCUGCAUUUAUCUCUAAACAUCUUUGAUAUCCUUUUUGUUCCAAGCAGUUCUAUCGCUUCUCUCCCUUUGCCUUUACAAUUAAAUGAACUCUAUAUUCUGCUUUUAUACAAAUUUACUUUAUCUAACGCCUGUCUCACGUUCUUCCAACAUUUUGUGUUACAGUGAUCUACUCGUACGUGAAUGGACUAAACACAUUUGAGAUCCAGAACUCAGUAGUGAGUGUAAGGGAAACAAUGUUAGU